Messenger RNA from Plasmopara halstedii, 1173 nucleotides. RefSeq lists its product as uncharacterized. The transcript has 2 exons. Lineage: Eukaryota; Oomycota; Peronosporomycetes; Peronosporales; Peronosporaceae. The record is from RefSeq and is a predicted model, not a curated record. Bases 1 to 1173 code for a protein of 390 amino acids.
AUGCCGUAUUAUCGUCGUGGUCCAGGCUUUAGCUUCUCAGAAGGAGCAGGACUCGAUAUCAACGCUUAUGGUCCACCAACCGACUUAGUGCAUUCAAUGGAUUUGGACCUACGGCUCUUUUCGAGCUACUUUAUAGUAGUUGAUCCACUAGCGACUUUUGUAGGCUACCGAAUUGCACAACAUUGUCUGCGUGGUUGUCGUGUAUCGUUCCUAUCGCCGUCGCAACGCAUGUGGAUCGGCUUUUUCUACUGUUUGUUUAAACUUCGACUGAUUGACUACGCAUUCCACGGAACAACAUACUACAUGCUGUCACUGGUAAUAAUGGUCGUGUACUUUGUGUACGCACUUCUGGCUUUUGGCUUUCACUUUGGUCCGCUGCAAUUCUUGUUCUUUGAUUACAUUCCACGAAACAAAAUGACACAGAGUGUGAUCUACAAGAUGGCGCAAUUAUGCAAACAAGUGUCGGCACGUAUCGAGUUUUACAUACUACAGCAGCUUAUUUGCAGUCCUCCAUUGGAAACGCGUGACCGAGAUGCUAUGACCUCAUCGGCUAUAGCCACCCACCCACAAGAUACGACAUCUGUACGCUCAGAUAGAAUCACUGGUUUCUCGCGAGUCACGUCAUUCUUUGGACGAGAAGUCGAGGUGAAUAUUGAGCUUUGGAAUAGCUCCAUGUGUCAGCAAUGGGCUAUGGCUCUGAGCACUACUGCCCGAUCGCAUGCUUCACGUGUUCGGAGAAAACAUUUAAACACUGUUGCAUUCAGCGAUUGUGUGUUCGAGUCCCGAUAUAUGUUCGUAAUGCAGCAUGAUGGUUUGUUGCUUGGUUUUUUUGUGACGACACCAACUGCGACGCUCAUGACUAAGUUUAAGGAUGGAAAAGCCGUACCCUUUGAACUAUUGCUGCGCUUUAACUGUACUUCUCGCCGGGCAUUGGUAACGAUGGUACCACAUUUUUUAUAUGCAGAAAGCCCCAAGCUGGUUGGAAAAAAGACGGUGGCUCAGUCACAGGCUGUCUAUCGUCUACUUUUACAACUUAAUAGUAUGCACGGCAAUACGGCUGAUGUAUCACUUCGUGCUCUACGAGCAAAGAACUUUAUUGACGCUGGUGUCGGUCAAGUGGUAAAGAAGAAGUUACGCAUUGCUGGCUCGUUUAGUGGCCUCGACGGGUAUUAA